Carassius gibelio (silver crucian carp) is the source of this 2634-nucleotide messenger RNA. Its product is annotated as tuftelin. Gene Ontology annotation, cellular component: intracellular anatomical structure. Gene Ontology annotation, biological process: intracellular signal transduction. The record is from RefSeq and is a predicted model, not a curated record. The coding region runs from base 166 to 1317 and encodes 383 amino acids. The transcript is spliced from 12 exons. Lineage: Eukaryota; Metazoa; Chordata; Actinopteri; Cypriniformes; Cyprinidae.
CACCAAGGCUAUUUAUUAGUGAGCGUGACUGACGACAUCAGAACACAACAAAACACAACUGCGACGAGUUCGCGCGCACAGGGCAAUAUUCAACUUCUGCUCUUAUUUAACUAUAUUUACUGAAGUAUUAUUGUCUUCUGAGUUUAGAUACAUUAAGCUAAAAUCAUGAAUCGAAUGGGGAGUAUGUGCACAUUUGAUGAAAUCAGAUGGGAUGACAGAAUGAACGGGCACAGAACCCUCAGACUGACUCUCCACGAGCAGAACCAGCACCAGCCGCCCACCACAGAUAAGCCAAUUGGCAGAGCUUUUGCUUUGGUACAACCAAACUAUGAGCGGCAGCCAUUGAAGUCUGAUCUGAUCAAGCAGUCUGAAGACCAGGGUGAGGUCAUCAAGGUAUAUCUUGAAGACCGCAAAGAGGCCCAAGCCAGACACCAACAGAGUCUAAAAAUGCUCUCAGAGGAAGUUUCACAAAUACAGGAGGUGAGAUAUUGUCUAAAAAACCUCAGAGAGCAGAUGGCAGCUAAAAGUCACAGGACAGAACAUAAGCUGGUGUUAUCUGGUCCCAGAAAAGUUAAUGGCACUCAUUCAUCAUUAACACAGGCCCUAAACGGUUUAGAGAGACAGGAUAGCAUGGAUGAGCAAGAAAAAGAGAAGAUGAGGGAGGCCAGUAAGCGUCUGUAUGCUCAACUCCAAGAGGCCGAGAAGAAACACCAGGAGGAGAGAGAAAAUUUGCUGGCCGAGGCACAGCAGUAUAAGCAGCAAUUAUCUGAGCAGAGCGAGUAUCUGAAGAGGGUUCAGCAGAGCAAAGAGCAGCAGGAUCAACAGAUCGAAGACCUGAGACGUCUCAUGGGCGGCAUGGAGCAGGAGAGCUCCACCCUCAGAGACCAACUCAUGACCAGAGAAGCCGAACUCCUGCAACUACGCGAACUAAGGGAGGAGGGCCAUGCAGGGAGGGAGAGGUUAGAAGAGGUGGAAAAAGAAAACGCAAUUCUGAAAGAAAAGAUUCAUCACUUAGAUGACAUGCUCAAGAGUCAACAGAGAAAGCUACGGCAAAUGAUUGAACAGCUUCAGAACUCGCGGAUGGUGAUUCAAGAGAGAGACAGAGUGAUCAGAGAGCUGGAGGAAAAGGUGGCCAUGCUGGAGGCAGAGAACAAACAAAUGCAUGAUCAGCUGGAUUACUACCUUGGGAGUCAAAGGUCAAACUCGUACCUGCCAUCAGAUGGCAGUGCACAGAUUGUCUACAGCAGACCUCUGAGACCAUCCACCACGACCAACAAGAGCCUGCCCUUCAUCAAGGUCAUUGAAAUUAAAUCAUGAACCUUACCACAACGACAUCAUGUGACAACGGCACCAUUCUCCUGUAAACAGUGAAGGAGAUUACCAGCAACAUCACAGAUCUUCACCAAAUGACAUGCGAUUGCUUUAAUGUCUAAAGGCUUUUCCUGCAAGAAUACUACUAACAGCACAGGUCUGUUACUGUUAUUGCCAAUAUUACAUACUAUAACUGAAUUAUCAAGAUAGAUUUGAUAGACCAGGGACUGUUAUGGUGAACAUAUCCAUUUAUAUGAAGACUAAUGAAGAAAACAAAUGAAGAACUCAUCUUUUCAUUAUUGUGGGAUUUGUGAACGGCUUCUGGUGUAUUUUGAUAUUUAUUUGAGGCUGGUCCUCUGAAGACGAUGUCUCUCACCCAAAGUAAAUAGACAGAUUGUGAUGUUAAACACCCUCAUUGAGCUCUAGUUAUCUCUCGUAAUCUCCUUUGGUAUUAGCUCGGCUAAACUUUAGUGGGUUUUUGAGUUCGAAGAAAUCACAGGUUAAGAUUUGUUAAAAUUAUAGAGACAAUGGAUGGGAAGAAGAUUUUUAUUUUAUCUAUGUGAAUUAAAGAUUGAAGGAUUUUUGUUUCUUAAUUGUAUCUAUUUGUAUCCAAAUUAAGGCAGGACGUUUUUUGUGCAGUACUGUUGUGGCUAUUGAGAUUUUUUUAUUAAUUCAGCCCCCAUUUGAGUCAAGUUCAUCCUGAAACAAAUAUUUAUUCUUGAUCUAAAUGCUUUUCUCAACCAAAGGGAUACAGCAGGGGGGAAUCUAAUGACUCACCUUCUAUGAAAAACAAAGACGCCUUGUGAAUGUUUCAUAAGUUUAAAGGAAUGUAACACUUGUCCUCCGCUGAGCCAGACCAGUUCGGGCCAGUAGGGCACAGCGUGACCUCCGUUAUUCAGUCCAGCCAGCCACUGCAGUACACUCUACACUUACUCAGUUAGUCAUUUCAAACAUUCAGUAAACUGGUUUUAUAACACCUAGUUAGAGAAGUGAUGUGAUUGGCCAGAGCACUAAUGUCAUGUGAACCAUGAAUGAUACCACAAUAGAGUAUUUAUACUUCAUUCAUUUAAUUCUGGGCAGGGUUGUGUUGAAGAAUGCAAUUCAUAACCAUGUUUAUCUGCCUUCACAUUUGUAGAUAGUGUGUAUAUUUUCUCUCUGUGAACUUUAACCUUAUGUGAAUUUCUUAGACAGCCUUCAUAUCAGCAUGUGAAAUCCAUUAUUAUUUUUUUAAUAAUAAUAUUUUUGUAGUAAAAAACAAGUGGUUUGCGAUGCUUAAAUUCAUGGAAUAUUGUAUAUUAUAUUUAAAUAAAUCUGUUUCAUUAA